Messenger RNA from Cryptomeria japonica (Japanese cedar), 1257 nucleotides. RefSeq names its product serine/threonine-protein kinase D6PK-like. The transcript is spliced from 2 exons. Gene Ontology annotation, cellular component: nucleus; plasma membrane; cytoplasm. Lineage: Eukaryota; Viridiplantae; Streptophyta; Pinopsida; Cupressales; Cupressaceae. Bases 1 to 1257 code for a protein of 418 amino acids. Gene Ontology annotation, molecular function: ATP binding; protein serine/threonine kinase activity. The record is from RefSeq and is a predicted model, not a curated record. Gene Ontology annotation, biological process: protein phosphorylation.
AUGUCACAGAAGUCAAAUCGAUCUUUCAUUAAACGCGCAUUGAAGUCCCUCAAGUUUUUAAGGCGCUGGGCAGCCAUUGAUUCAACUUCAAAAACAUUAGACAAGAUUAGUGAGAGCUUUACUACCGCUUUUAGUAGCAACAUUCACAACACCCACCAAAACAUUCAAGACGAAAACAUUUCUUCUGCUUAUUGGAAAGCAAUUAAGGCAGUCACUGGCCUGGAAGGAAAUUUGAAGCUAAAUCACUUUAGAAAGAUAAAGAAGAUAGGCCGUGGCGGUUCAGGGACCGUGUUUUUGGCUGAAUUGAGUGACACUAAAACCUAUUUUGCUAUAAAAGUGGCAGACAGCAAUAACAUGAUAAAUGUAAGGAGAGAGAUACAAGUACUCAAGUCUUUGAGAUCUCACCCUCUUUUCCCAACCUUAUUCUUCCAUUGCCGAAAAGAUGGGAAGUCAUAUUUUGUUACAGAGUACUGUCCAGCAGAUCUUGAUAGACUUCGACACAAACAGCCGGAGCAUCGUUUUUCAGAAGAUAUAGUCAGGUUUUAUUGUGCUGAGAUUCUGUUAGCAAUCGAAUACCUUCAUAUGCUUGGAAUUGUACACAGAGAUCUCAAACCAGCUAAUGUUUUGGUGAAAGAAGACGGCCAUAUUUUGCUUACAGAUUUCGAUCUCUCCAGGCAAUUCUACGUGCAUCAUCUACUAGUUUCUAACAAUUGCAAUAAAAGUCAAAAAAGGGUUGCCGAUGUUAAGAAAACCAGAUUUCUACAUUUUGGGUCAAAGAGGAGAGGAAGAAUGAAGAAAAUAGAUGAAAUUGAGUUCACCGCAGAGCCAUGGGGUGGGCGGGCUCAUUCAUACGUGGGAACUGAGGAAUACAUGGCCCCAGAAAUGAUUGAAAAUAAGGGCCAUGGAGGUGCAGUUGACUGGUGGUCGUUUGGUGUUUUUCUGUACCAGCUUAUGUAUGGAAAAACUCCCUUUAAAGGAAAUGAUAAGGAUGAAACUCAUGAUAAUGUGGUGAAAGAGGAGUUGAGGUUCCCGGAUUCUCCAACAGUGAGCGAUGAAGCCAAAGAUCUAAUAAAAGCUUUAUUGGUGAAGCAGCAUUGGAAGCGCCUAGGGCACAGAUAUGGGGCCACAGAAAUUAAGAAACAUGCUUUCUUUCGAGGAAUUCAAUGGCCACUUGUGUUAUCUAGACCUCCACCCAAUCUACCCAAGCCAACCUUCAAAAUGGCCUUGCCAAAUGGUAAACUACACUUGCGGUGGUGA